This is a messenger RNA of Carassius carassius (crucian carp), 1694 nucleotides long. RefSeq names its product leukotriene B4 receptor 2a (gene ltb4r2a). Bases 153 to 938 code for a protein of 261 amino acids. The record is from RefSeq and is a predicted model, not a curated record. Gene Ontology annotation, cellular component: plasma membrane. Gene Ontology annotation, biological process: inflammatory response; positive regulation of cytosolic calcium ion concentration; phospholipase C-activating G protein-coupled receptor signaling pathway. The transcript has 3 exons. Lineage: Eukaryota; Metazoa; Chordata; Actinopteri; Cypriniformes; Cyprinidae. Gene Ontology annotation, molecular function: G protein-coupled receptor activity; complement receptor activity.
AGAGAGAGGAACAACAGACAACCGCAGUGAGAAGACUGGGGAACUGAAUUACCCCCUGGAGGAACGAAGAAAGAAAGAAAAGGGAAACUUUUCUGUAAACUUCGCUUUCACUUGUUGUUGUUUCAGCCCCUUUAACUCUCAGAAGCACGAUCAUGAGCAACAGCAUCGGAGCGAUCACUGGCGCAGCAAUCCUCGGCCUCGUGUUCCUCCUCGGUGUCCCCGGGAACGUCUUCAUCAUUUGGAGCAUCUUGGCCAGAGCGCGGAGUCGCUCCAUCACCACCCUCCUGAUCCUAAACCUUGCCUUCGCCGAUGGCUUCCUCAUGCUGCUGACGCCCUUCUUCAUGGUGUAUUUGGCUCAGGGCAGCUGGAUUUUCGGCCAGGAGAUGUGCAAAAUCCUAUUCUACCUCUGCGCCGCCAACAUGUACGCUUCCAUAUUUCUGAUCAUGCUGAUGAGUCUCCACAGGCUGGUUGCGAUAGUGUGGCCGACGCACGUCGGCACGCUGACGAAUCGCAGGAUGCUCACACGGGUGCUGGCGGGACUCUGGGUUCUUGCUCUAGGACUCUCUGCACCCGUUUUGGUUUUCAGGACCAUCAAGGACAGCAAUAAGACUCUCCAGGUCAGCAAUGAGACUCGGAGUAUCGGGUGCUACUGCAAACACCAACAAUAUCAAUAUGUGGUGAUGCAGUAUGGUAUGGAAACAUUACUGGCCUUCUUGUUGCCAUACAGCGUGAUCAUAGGCAGUUACGUGUGCAUCCUGUGCAGAAUCCGCAAGACACGCUUUCGCAGAUGCAUCCGCAGCGAGAAACUCAUUCUGGUGAUCAUCAUCACCUUCGGACUCUUCUGGCUGCCGUACCACAUCAUAAACGUGGCGCAGGUUAUGUGUCUGUUCAACAAACACUCUAUUUCUCAAAUGCAAAAACAAAAAACAAAAAACUAAAAAAAAAACAUUAAACAUAAUUGUGUUUUCCUCACACAGGUGUCUCACGCUUUACAUACAAAAAAUUCAACAAUAGAAAAGUGAGUAACUUUAAACACUCACACCAGGACCUCAGCAAAUGAAGAGUCCAGUAUCUCUUAAACACAUUUAAUUAAACUGGAUUAGUUCACAUAACUUUUUCUAUUAAGUGUGAUUAACUUUUAGUAAUGUUUGAGUAAAACACCUUUAAACAAGACAAUUUUGUCAUUAGUGUGGAAAUCCAAAGCAAACAUUUUUAAAUUGUUCUUUUGUAGUGUCUCAGAUCUGCGAGUGGUUACUUCUACCGUGGCCUUUGUCAGCAGCUGCAUAAACCCCGUCCUCUACACCUUCGCCGGUAAGUCGUUCAUUCGGCGCGAUGGCCUGGCCUUCAUGGCGCGGCUGUUCGAGGGAACAGUGCUGAAAACGACGCGGAGGGUCCAGUGCAGCAACCAGAACAGCCGUGACCGAGAGAAGGAGACUGACGAGGGAGAGAGUCUCAAAGAUAAAGACACUGACUCCUCCUCCACUACUGCUAACUCCAGCUGGGUUAUUAAAGUUGUGCCGCAGAAAAAUGGUAAGUGAGCAUCUGGCUGCGGCUUGUGAUGGGACACUCAAUCUGCAGUGGGAUGUGGAUUUUUAAAGGUACUGCACUGUGGGUGAAUCCAGACAACUUGUGUUUUUUUAACAGAUGGAGGGUAAUCCAAGUUUGUAUUAUAAAAUAAAGACUGUGUACACCCC